UAGACUUCAUUGCUUCCUUUGUUUUUCGAUUUCAAACUUUGAAAAAAGAGAAAAAGUCCAAGUUUUUCAAGUGGAAGAAUAAUAAAAUUUCGUUUUUUACUUGGUUUUGAGCUUUGGGUUUUGAUUUUUGGUUCUUAAGAAACAAGAAUUUCCAGGUGGAAUUUGUUUUCCUGAAGAGCUAAAUUUGAUUCUGGUGUUGAAGUUUAUUGUGUCAUUUUGAAAAAGUUUUGUGCAAACUCAUUGCAGAUAAAUAUUCUUUCCCCCCGAAAUCUUGUUAUCACAGUGGAAGCUGAUGCAAACUCAUUGCAUGGACUCGCGCCUCUGUAGAUACGGUGUGGUUGCCGCUGGCUUAUCCUACCCAACCUCUUAUUCAUCUGUUCCUUCGGUACCUAAUAUGUUGAUUAUUUCUUCGAAAUCCGACAUAGGAAACUCAUCACCGGUCUCAUUCUUUUCAACUAAACUUGAUACCAACACAGCGUUGAGUGACAGCCAGGAGCAGUAUAACUCCACAGAUAAUCUCUCCGGAUGUGCUUCUUGUAACUCUUCGCUUGAAUCUAACUCUUAUUUCCAUCAAUCGAGUCCCUCUCCAAACUGCAAGCAUGAAAACUUACCGGUCUGUUCUGGUGGAACUUCUUAUAUACAAGAUGCGAAUUCUAGCCACGAAAUAACAUAUGCUUUACAGGAGCUAGAGACUGCACUUAUGACACCCGAUGAGGCCGAUGAAGUAACCAAUAGAACGCAGACAACAGGCCAGCAAUCUAGGGCAUCAGGUCCAGAGUGCCAAGGAUCUUUUGUGUGUCAACCUUGGACAUCCUUUGUUUCAAAGCAUAGGCUAUUAACGGAAGCUGCUCCUGUUGAAAAACUUCUGAAAGCAAUAGAGGAUAUGCCUUUCCAGAGUAGUUCACCGGGGAAUCUAAAGCAGUUGUUGAUUGCGUGUGCUAAGGCUCUCUACGAGAACAAUAUUGAUGAGUUCAAUAUGUUGAUUGCGAAGGCCAGGGCUUCCGUGUCUAUCUAUGGAGAGCCAAUUCAGCGACUUGGUGCUUACAUGGUGGAAGGGUUGGUUGCAAGGAAGGAGGCAUCGGGGUCUAACAUAUAUCGAGCCCUUCGUUGCAAAGAACCUGAAGGCAAGGAAUUGCUCUCGUACAUGCAUAUCCUCUAUGAAAUUUGUCCGUACUUGAAGUUCGGCUACAUGGCUGCCAAUGGGGCCAUUGCUGAAGCAUGCAGAACUGAAGAUCGGAUCCACAUAAUCGAUUUCCAGAUUGCUCAGGGAACACAAUGGAUGACCCUCUUGCAAGCUCUUGCAGCCAGACCCGGUGGAGCUCCAUAUGUACGGAUUACAGGAAUCGAUGAUCCCAUUUCUAAAUAUGCUCGUGGUGGUGGAUUGGAAGCGGUUGAAAGACGUGUAAUGGCACUAGCAGAGAAGUUCAAUAUUCCAGUUGAGUUUCAUGGGAUGCCUGUUUUUGCACCGGAUAUCACAAGGGACAUGCUCGAUGUCAGGCCCGGGGAGGCUCUCGCUGUCAACUUCCCGCUGCAGCUACACCACACACCCGACGAGAGCGUUGAUGUGAACAAUCCUAGGGACAGAAUUCUCCGAAUGGUAAAGUUGCUUUCACCCAAGGUUAUCACCUUGGUUGAGCAAGAAGCAAACACGAACACGGCCCCUUUCCUCCCCAGGUUCAUCGAGACUCUGGAGUACUACUCGGCAAUGUUUGAGUCCAUAGACGUGACACUGCCGAGGCACAGAAAGGAAAGAAUUAAUGUCGAGCAGCACUGCCUUGCCCGGGAUAUCGUGAACAUCAUUGCCUGCGAGGGAAAGGAGAGGGUCGAACGCCAUGAGCUGUUUGGCAAGUGGAAGUCUAGGCUAACAAUGGCCGGUUUCCGACCAUACCCUUUAAGCUCUUAUGUGAAUUCAGUGAUAAGAGGCCUGCUAAAGUGUUACUCCAAACAUUACACGUUGACGGCUAAAGAUGGUGCAAUGUUGUUGGGGUGGAAGCACCGGAACCUUGCAUCAGCUUCUGCUUGGCGCUGUGAUAGUUGAAAUUCAUA
Hibiscus syriacus is the source of this 2046-nucleotide messenger RNA. RefSeq names its product scarecrow-like protein 21. NCBI's taxonomy places the organism in Eukaryota, Viridiplantae, Streptophyta, Magnoliopsida, Malvales, Malvaceae. Gene Ontology annotation, molecular function: sequence-specific DNA binding; DNA-binding transcription factor activity. The transcript is spliced from 2 exons. Gene Ontology annotation, cellular component: nucleus. The coding region runs from base 293 to 2038 and encodes 581 amino acids. The record is from RefSeq and is a predicted model, not a curated record. Gene Ontology annotation, biological process: regulation of DNA-templated transcription.